AACCCCAUGUAGAACCUAAUCGUUAAAUCAGUUAGAGGCUCUGCUUCAUCCUCUUAUCCUUCACUAGACAAAAAUACCACCGCCAGACCUCAUCCCCACCGUACAACAUCUGAAACUCUCUAACUGAGCAACUCAACUCAGUAAAUGGCAUUGUUUAGGCCACAGUUGGAGAGAUUCCUAUCAACCAAACUCCAUUGUGGCCACUCCAGUACCAAAACCCCCACUAAAAACUUCUUUUUUGCUACUAGGCCUAGAAGCCAGUGUUCUGCUAUAGCAAUAGAUGCCCCAUCUUCAUUAACUGAUGUUGCUGGGAUCCGGUGGGGUUCUACAAGCUUGCAAGGCGCACGUGAAGAGAUGGAGGAUGAUAUCAUAAUUCGAUCAGACGGCCUUGAAGGAUUCUCCUUUGCUGCUGUUUUUGAUGGCCAUGCUGGUUUCUCUUCUGUGAAGUUCCUCAGGGAUGAGUUGUACAAGGAGUGUGUAGCUGCUUUACAAGGCGGUUUGCUAUUGAAUGGAAAAGAUUUCAAUGCUAUUAGAAAAGCAUUAGAAGAGGCUUUUGAAAGGGUUGAUGCAAAAUUGCUAGAUUGGCUUGAGAAGGAUGGUGCGCAAGACGAAUCUGGUUCGACAGCGACUGCUAUGUUCAUUGGAAACGAAAAGCUAGUCAUUUCGCACAUUGGUGAUUCAUCUGUGGUCCUUUCUCGUUCUGGAAAAAUGGAAGUGUUGACUGAUGCUCAUCGACCUUAUGGAAGCAAUAAAAUCUCUCUUCAAGAAAUCAGAAGAAUCAGAGAAGCAGGUGGAUGGAUUGUCAAUGGAAGGAUUUGUGGAGACAUAGCCGUAUCUCGUGCUUUUGGUGACAUGCGGUUCAAGACAAAGAAGAAUGAGAUGCUGGAGAAAGGAGUCAAGGAAGGGAGAUGGUCUGAAAAAUUUAGUUCUCGAGUACAAUUCAAUGGGGACUUGGUCAUUGCAUCUCCAGAAGUUUACCAAAUAGCUUUUGGAUCAGAUGCAGAGUUUGUAAUUCUAGCAUCUGAUGGUUUAUGGGAUUACAUGAACAGCUCAGAUGCAGCUGCUUUUGUCAGGAACCAACUUCAAAAACAUGGAGACGUUCAGCUAGCUUGCGAAGAACUUGCACGGAAAGCUAUUGACCGGCGGACACAAGACAAUGUUAGCAUUAUCAUUGCUGAUUUAGGGCGGACAGACUGGCAAAAUCUGCCUCUCCAGCAACAAAAUGUUGUGCUUGAACUGGGCCAAGCUUUUGCUACCAUUGGUAUUGUCACACUUGGAAUAUGGAUGUCAGCCUUGCUUUCUUCAUAAAUGCUAGAGCUUCAGAAAGUGUAUAUAAAUCAACAUAGAUUUCGACACAUUAGUCCAUAGAAAUCUAUAUGUGUCAGCACCUUCAUGCUUUUCUUUUAGGCGAAAGAACGAUAAACAUCUUGUCUUUCGAAAUCUCAUUUCCAUAAUCAUAUUGUAUUACAUUGACUCUCUGAACAAUACCUGUUGAACACACAAAUCAUACUGUAGCUUUGUUACAUAAA
Messenger RNA from Populus nigra (black poplar), 1529 nucleotides. Its product is annotated as protein phosphatase 2C 57. Lineage: Eukaryota; Viridiplantae; Streptophyta; Magnoliopsida; Malpighiales; Salicaceae. The record is from RefSeq and is a predicted model, not a curated record. The transcript has 11 exons. Gene Ontology annotation, biological process: protein dephosphorylation. The coding region runs from base 145 to 1308 and encodes 387 amino acids. Gene Ontology annotation, molecular function: cation binding; protein serine/threonine phosphatase activity.